Molecule: messenger RNA, 3935 nt
Organism: Aedes albopictus (Asian tiger mosquito)
Lineage: Eukaryota; Metazoa; Arthropoda; Insecta; Diptera; Culicidae
Exons: 2
Coding region: 7-3195 (1062 amino acids)
Source: RefSeq, a predicted model, not a curated record
AGCGCAAUGUUUUAUUCCUCCAGUGAGACCGCAGUCUAUCACGCGUCCACGGCAACGGAACCAGAACCGAUCCCUGCGGAAGAGACCAUUUGUAUUCUCAACCGGAGCCAGCUGGCCGCAAGACAAGCGGUCUCUAAAGACCUUCCGGAGUUCGCAGGUAACCCUGAGGAUUGGCCUCUGUUCUUUUCCAUGUAUACCUCAUCAACGCAGAUGUGCGGCUUCUCUAAUGAAGAAAACAUGCUGCGUUUACGCAAGUGCCUGAAAGGAAAGGCACUAGAUGCCGUAAAGAGCCGCCUGCUACAUCCUUCCAAUGUGUCUGGAGUUCUCUCAACGCUGAAGAUGCUCUACGGCAGGCCAGAAGCGAUCGUGCAAGCAGCUAUUAGGAAAAUUCGUUCACUCCCAUCCCCAGAAGUAGAUCGACUAGAGAGUCUGAUCAAUUUUGCACUCACUGUCGAAAACCUUGUGGCAACAAUAGAAGUAUGCGGCGUACGAGACUUCGUAUAUAAUGCUUCGCUGAAGUUCGAACUGGUUGAAAGGUUACCACCGGCGCUAAGAUUGGACUGGGCCAAGUAUACCCGAGGGAAUCCGGCUCCAAAUCUCCUAGACUUCAGUUCCUGGCUAUACUCCAUGGCGGAAGACGCGAGCGCGGUAAUGCAGACAUGCUCCACUGCUCCACGGAGCCGCAGUAACAAGAAAGACGCGUUUAUCAACGUCCACUCCGAGUCUACCAAAGAUACGCGAGACCGAACACGAGAACCAUUCAAGGAAUGCUUCGUAUGCAAAGGUUCUUGUCCGGCAAUCACAAAGUGCAAACGGUUCGGCGAACUGAGCUACGAGUCGAAGUGGUCGGUAAUACGGGAAGCGAAGCUGUGCCGUAAAUGCCUGCGUAAACAUAACGGCACAUGUCGGCAACAAAACAAAUGCGGAAUCAACGGGUGCACUUAUUUGCACCACCCUUUGCUGCAUAGCGAGAAAUCAAGAAGCGACCCCGGAGCAGUAGCGGCAACGAAUUCCAGCUGCAAUAUCCAUCAAACUCAGACAAGCGAUGUCUUGUUCCGAAUUGCUCCAGUAGUCCUCCACGGUCCUGCAAAGACGGUUCGAACGUACGCUUUUAUCGACGACGGAUCCGAACUCUCACUCAUGGAGCACUCUCUUGCGCAGGAGCUUGGACUGCAAGGAUCUAAGACGGCCCUCUGCUUGAAAUGGACAGGAGAUACCAGCAGAAUGGAGAACGAUUCUCAAAAGGUGGAUGUAGCUAUUUCCCCUUCAACAAAUACAUCCCAGAGGCAUAAACUCGCGGAUGUUCGGACUAUAAAGGAGCUUAAACUUAGGCCACAGACCCUGAUUGCUUCCGAGAUGCAAAGUCGAUAUGGGCAUCUCGCUGGGAUACCCUUCGAUUCCUACAUUAAUGUGAGCCCACGCAUACUGAUCGGACUAGACAACGCACAGCUGGGACAUGCGUUCAAAAGUCGAGAAGGCAAGCCAUCUGAACCGAUCGCCGUCAAAACACGUCUAGGGUGGAUCGUGUACGGGAGUUGUUCAUCAAUCCAACAUUCUGAAAGUCACAUCAACUACCAUGCCGUACAAGUGUGUGAGUGCAAUGAGGCUUCUGAUGAAAGUCUCCACACAGCAAUGAAAAACUAUUUCGCGCUUGACAGCAUGGGAAUCUCCAAACCUGAAAAGGAAUUACUCUCCGUAGACGACCAGCGUGCGAUGGAGAUCUUAGAAGCAGUAACACACCGCAAAGACGGCCAUUAUGAAUCCGGUCUUCUCUGGAAGUACGACGCUGUGCGACUUCCCGACAGUAAGGCGAUGGCCUUGAGAAGAUGGGAGUGCCUGGAGCGUCGGAUGAAAAAAGACGAGGAACUAGCGGGGGCUUUACGCACAAAAAUGUUUGAUUAUGUCCAGAAGGGGUAUGUCCGUAAAUUGACCAGUGAGGAGCUGAAGAUCCGACAUCCGCGCGAGUGGUACUUGCCAGUGUUUCCAGUUUAUAAUCCCAACAAGCCAGGAAAGCUGCGUUUGGUUUGGGAUGCAGCAGCAACAGCUCAUGGGAUCUCUUUAAAUUCGGUUCUAUUGAAGGGACCGGACCAGCUAACGUCCCUGUUGACUGUGUUGAUUCAGUUCCGGGAGUAUCGAGUUGCGGUAUGCGGAGACAUCCGGGACAUGUUUCACCAGGUUUUGAUGAGGGAGGAAGAUCAACAUUGUCUGAGGUUCUACUGGGAAGGAGAUAUUCAAGGUAGCGCGCCGAAUGUGUAUGCUAUGACAGUGAUGACGUUUGGCGCAUGCUGCUCGCCCACGACAGCUCAAUACGUCAAAAACAUCAAUGCGAAGCGAUUCGAAGCCGAUUUCCCGCAAGCUGUCGAAGCUAUUGUGAAAAAGCAUUACGUCGACGACAUGCUUGCCAGCGUCGAAACUGAGGAGGAAGCGGUGAAGUUAGCACAGGAUGUAAAACGCAUUCACGCCGCAGGAGGUUUUGAAAUGCGGAAUUGGUUAUCCAAUUCGUCGAUUGUCCGUGAAUCCCUACAGGAAGACACUUCUACAGAGAAGUACCUCGGGGCUGAAGAAGAAAACUUCACCGAAAAAGUAUUAGGUCUUUGGUGGAACACAACUACCGACUGUUUCACGUUUAAGGUAUCUCAACGAUACGACCGGGAUCUGCUCUCUGGAUGCCGCCGACCUACCAAACGCGAGGUGCUUCGAACGCUAAUGAUGAUGUUUGACCCACUAGGCUUCAUUUCGCAUUUUCUAAUGUACCUGAAAGUACUGAUGCAGGAGAUAUGGAGGUCGUCGAUUGACUGGGAUACCCCUAUUGAAGAACCACAGUUCCAGAAGUGGCUGGUUUGGCUCAAAGUUCUACCAGAAGUAGCAAAUGUCCAGCUUCCACGGUGUUAUAGACUUUCAGUGUCAAUGGAUAGCAGCUGCAACAUUCAGAUGCACACGUUCGUUGACGCGAGUGAGAGCGGGUUCGCUGCGGUUGUGUACCUAAGGUUCGAACAAGGAGACGCUACAGAGACUGCAUUCGUCAGUGCAAAAACCAGAGUUGCUCCACUGAAAUUUCUCUCCAUUCCCCGCUCAGAACUGUGUAACCGUUGGUCCCAAUUUAUAGCUUGCCGGCUCUGCCGUAAGUUUCCCAUGUCUUUCCAUGACCUGCCAGUAAGCCCCUUUUACCCAUUCCUUUACCUACAAAACAAAUAGAGAGCCUUACUGGUGGCGUAAACCCCGCUGUCUAUACUCAAAAAUAAAAGAUUCGACAACGUCAUCUACAAUUAAUUAGUACACGUCUCAAUCGCUCUCCCUGGUACGGUCCGAACUGUGGUUUGAGCAAAAACAUAAGGCGUUACGACUUGUGUUGACCUAAUAAUGACCCUGCGCAUAGUGGGUGACAGACACGACGAAGUGUCACUGUCAAACUUCGGCCCUUCGUCGGACUUCUUAUUGGAUAGGCCGGGGUAGAUACUACCGAAUCAAGGGGAUUCAUCCUCUUUGCCGUCCGAGUCUCGGAGAAACCAGUAGUGCGCGCUAGAGUGUCCCAACUAAAGUUUUUUAUAGAAACCGCGUGGUGUAUAUUUGAGUAGUUAGUGCUUUUUGUGGUUAAAUCUAAAAGUUUGAAGAGUUAGUGUUAGAAAAGUAUUAGUACGAUUUUGACAGAUUCGAGUUCAAGUGAAAACCUAAAACUACACCGCUGUAUAAGGAGAAGCAAGAAGAAAAGGUAAAUCAAUUUGUAUGAAAUCUAAUGCUAAACUGAACAUUUGUAAAAAAAGGUGUUAUGUAUAUAUGAGAGACGGAAUGGUACUAAUCACAUGGAUUAGGUCCAGAUUCGGGCCUUUUCUUUUCACCCACACUCCUGUGGCUAAGCCCGGAGGAUUUCUUUUCACCACCAGUGAACGCCAGGACACUUGGUCAGCGGCCGAGAGAACAAACGCCGGUAACGCCGG